This is a messenger RNA of Tachysurus fulvidraco (yellow catfish), 2133 nucleotides long. RefSeq lists its product as uncharacterized. The transcript has 9 exons. NCBI's taxonomy places the organism in Eukaryota, Metazoa, Chordata, Actinopteri, Siluriformes, Bagridae. Bases 270 to 1061 code for a protein of 263 amino acids. The record is from RefSeq and is a predicted model, not a curated record. Gene Ontology annotation, cellular component: membrane.
GAGAGAGAGAGAGAGAGAGAGAGAGAGAGUUUGUUGCUUCAUAACAGAAAGGAUCACAGACUGCAGCUACAGAAAAGAACCAGCAGAGAAAAAGCCACACAGAGACACAGACACACACGGAGACACACACACACAGAGACACAGACACACACAGGGAGAUACACACACACAGGGAGAUACACACACACACACACUUUCUGUCAGCAGAGAAAGGAAAGUUAAUACCCAUCAGUUCGUUGUCUAAGUGUAUCAAGGCAGCUGUAGUCAACAUGGCAUUAGGAGGAUGUGGGCAGAUCUGCAAAUGGAUCAUCAUCCUGUUCAACAUCCUCUUCAUCUUGUUGGGUUUAAGUUUAUUAUUAGGUGGAUUGUAUCUUCGCUUCAGUGCUGACUUACCCGAGCAAUUAAAAAGCAACCACUUCAUCUUCAUGGUCGGACUGUGCAUGGCGAUUGGUGCUGUAAUUCUUAUAACUUCUGUGAUUGGAGAUUACGGCUCCUGUACUGAGAAUAAAUCCUCACUCACUGUGUACUGCUCUCUGCUGUUCAUACUCGCAGCAGCGGCCGCCAUCGGAGGGGGCGUGGCCUUUGUUAAAAACAAAGAGUUCUCAAACCAUGUUGCAGAGUUUUACGCCACCAUCUAUACGCAGUACUUGGUUACAGGAGACGUGAUCCGAGCUUUUAUGCUCAAACUGUUCCACAAUGCUUUUGACUGCUGUGGCCUAGGAGGAACUAUGCAGACACUGAUGGGUGCUACGAGCAUCUGCCCACAGAGGAGCUCCUUUCUGGGAAUCGAUGUCUCCACCUCUUCUAGUUGCCUGCCUCUGAUUAUGACCCAGCUGGAGGCAUCAUCAGUGCUGACAUUUUUUAUGGUAAUCACUGGUAUUCUGAUCACGGCUCUUGUAUGCGCUGGUUUUAUGUGCCAGCAGCUGUCUCGCCCCGUCCUCACUUCUCCUCCGUACAUCCCUCUUUCCCAAACUCCUUGUUCUCCUUCCUCCAUUAAUAUCUGCUCCACUAUCCCUCCUUCCUUUCCUCCAGCUUAUAGCACUUCAACCGGACAAGUCUGACUCAACAGACUCCAGUGUACUUCAUCCCUCUCUUUUUAUUUUUGUUUUAGAAUAAUGAUGGUUGUUUGGGUGAUUAGUAGAUGUCCAGUAGAGGUCCCAGGGUUCUACAUGAAACUUUAAGCUUUUUCAACUUUUUUCUUUUCUGGUUUUCACCCCCCCCCCCCUCUGUCUCUCUCUCUAUCUCUGUCUCUCUCUAUCUCUCUCUCCUCUUUGGUAGUUUCUGGUGUUGGUCUGCAGUGUUAUGCUGGUCUGCAGCAUAAAGAACAGUGUGCACUACUCAUUACCCUUCUACAAUUGACCUACAACAGCUCAACGAUGCAACACAUCAUCCAUCUGUCUGCCAUCAAAUAUUUUCAUUUACUCCAACUAAAGUUUCCUAUCCUUCUCACAUAAACCCAAUCUUUUCUUACACACCCAUUUCACGUCAAGGUCUUCUCCUGCUUACAUCCUACUUCUCUUCAUUCUUCUGACACUCUUAUUUCACCCCCUUUAUUCACUUCCUCUCUUUGCUUCCAUCAAUUCCUCCAUUUUUCUAGAAGAUUUGUUUACUCAAGUGGAAGAGACGUCAAACAGAACCACUGAGGAGGACUUCUGUGUCAAAUGCGCGCACACACACACACACACACACACACACACACACACACACACACACACACACACACACACACACACACACACGUUAUUAAUUAUUAAAACUUAAUCUUUUCACUAAAAGCACUUUUCUCCUGAGGACCAGACAGCAUUCCACUCAAAGUCAUAAUCUGUCUUGAAUUCCUAUAAUUAUGUUGACAUUUAUUCUUUAUAAAAUCAUAAAUAAAAGAUGAAAAAUAAAGAUCAUUGUGGUAUUAUUUAAUACACAUUAAAUAAAAGUUUAUAUAAACAUUCCCAGUAACACACAUACAUUCUGCAUAGCAUUUCCAUUUCAUCAGUUUCUGUGCCUGUAGUUUCCACUUUUCUGAAUGCUCUACAACUUUAUUAUUUAGAAAUUUUAUGUGUGUGAAAUUAAUGGUAAGUUUUAUUUCUUAAAAUGUAUGUGUUUUUCCUACAUCAAUAAACAUUGUUGUGAAGUUUU